This is a messenger RNA of Iphiclides podalirius (scarce swallowtail), 1344 nucleotides long. NCBI's taxonomy places the organism in Eukaryota, Metazoa, Arthropoda, Insecta, Lepidoptera, Papilionidae. The record is from the annotation of a GenBank genome assembly.
AUGGACAUCCGUCGGCCGACAUGUGCCCUCGCCGUACUCCUGGUUUUCUGCUUGACAGAGCUUGCACAAUGCAUGAACGCGAAGAUAAACUUCAGGGAGAAGGAGAAACAGAUUCUGGACCAGAUCCUCGGCCCUGGGCGGUACGACGCCCGCAUCAGGCCCUCCGGCAUAAACGGAACUGGCGAUGCGCCAACGUUUGUGCGCGUCAACAUGUUUCUACGAUCCAUCAGCAAAAUAGAUGAUUACAAAAUGGAAUACUCUGUACAAUUGACAUUCAGGGAACAAUGGUUAGACGAAAGGCUCAAGUUCAACAACUUAGGAGGGCGCCUCAAGUACCUGACGCUGACCGAAGCCAACAGGGUGUGGAUGCCGGAUCUCUUCUUCUCCAACGAGAAGGAGGGCCACUUCCACAACAUCAUCAUGCCAAACGUGUACAUCCGCAUCUUCCCCAACGGGAACGUCUUGUACAGCAUCCGGAUCUCGCUGACGCUCUCCUGCCCCAUGAACCUGAAGCUGUACCCCCUGGAUAAGCAGACCUGCUCCCUGAGAAUGGCCAGUUACGGCUGGACUACAGACGACCUGGUGUUCCUGUGGAAGGAAGGGGACCCCGUGCAGGUCGUGAAAAACCUCCACCUGCCACGCUUCACGCUGGAGAAGUUCUUGACAGACUACUGCAACAGCAAAACUAACACUGGUGAAUACAGCUGUCUGAAGGUAGACCUGCUGUUCAAGCGCGAGUUCAGCUACUACCUCAUCCAGAUCUACAUCCCAUGCUGCAUGCUCGUCAUCGUGUCCUGGGUGUCCUUCUGGCUGGACCAGGGUGCAGUGCCCGCCAGAGUGUCUUUGGGGGUGACAACGCUGCUGACGAUGGCAACACAGUCGUCCGGCAUAAACGCCUCCCUGCCGCCCGUGUCGUACACGAAGGCGAUCGACGUGUGGACGGGCGUCUGCCUGACGUUCGUGUUCGGGGCGCUGCUAGAGUUCGCGUUGGUGAACUACGCCUCCCGCUCGGACAUGCACCGCGAGAACCUGAAGAAGACGCGCCGCGAGAUGGAGGCGGCCGUCUCGAUGGACGCCGCCUCCGACCUGCUCGACACCGACAGCAACGCCACCUUCGCUAUGAAGCCGCUCAUGCGCGGCGGCGUCGUCGACUCGAAGAUUCGCCAGUGCGAGAUCCACAUCAGCAACAAGCGCAAGAACUGCUGCCGCCUGUGGAUGUCCAAGUUCCCGACCCGCUCCAAGCGGAUAGACGUGAUCUCGCGGAUCACCUUCCCGCUCGUGUUCGCGCUCUUCAACUUGGCCUACUGGUCCACCUACCUGUUCCGCGACGAGGACGAGGAGAAG